AUGACAAGGCUUAUAACCGGCGAUCCUAUACCUACACACGAUCUUUGUGAUGCGCUCAACCGUAACAAUAAAAAGAUCGUUCUCCGAGCUGGCGCUGUGCUCAGGCGUCUUCACCCGGCUCAUCCGAAGAAGCAGAUGUACUCGGUCCCAGUCAACAAGUUUACCGCCAAGACCUGCGCACCCAGCGCCAACCUGGUCAGAAUCCGGAGCUGCCUCGACCAGUACCGCACCACUCCAGUCAGGCCUGUCAAGAUUGGACCCAAGGCGGUGUCUAUGGAAGAUUUGACUCCAACAACGAGGAGCAAAAAGGACAGCAGGAAGGAGCCAAAUCUGCCAACGGUUCGUUCCCCCGGGUUAAGCAGCGCAGCUGAGGAGAAAGCAGCGGCCAGGAUCGGCAGGUUCAUGUUGGUGGCAGUUUGGAGACGGCGUCGCGACGACAUCCGUUGCUUGAGGAAGACUCUGGAGUGCCAGGUGACAUGCUCGGAGCGCCUGCGCAUCCAGGUUUGUGCGCUGAAGUCUCUGCUGGACUCCGACAACGCCAAGGUGCGCCUCGCGAUACGCGAAGUGGAGAGGCUAAAGAAGCUGCUGCGGGACAAGGAAAUGGAGAAGGCUGUGCUGGAAAAGGAGAAGUAUGCGCUGGAACAAGAUGUUUGCGCUGCUGAGGACCACGCCUCCGAGAUGAGCGUCGGUUGGCGCAACUGCCGCAAUGAGCUGGAAGGCGCGCGGGUGGCCAACGCGAGCGUUCAGCAGGCGCUGGCGCUGGAGCGAGCUGCCAGCCAGGAGGCCCGGGCACUCUGCGAUCGAACCUUCGAUCAGCUGGCGGCGCUGCGCGAGGAGCUGUCGCAGCGCGAGGCGCAGGCGGCGUGUGCGCAGGCGCAGGCCGCCGCGCUGCGCCGCGACCGCGACGACGAGCUGCGACAGCUGGAGCGCACGCGAGAGCAGCUGGCGCUCGAGCGAGUGGCACGCGAGCGCUGUUCGCGCGAGAGCUCUGCGCUGAAAGUGCGCGUGUCGCUGAGCGCUCGAGAGACGAACGCACUGCGCGCCGCAGUGGGGGAGUUGCGCGCUCAGCUACAGCGAGUGGAGUGCGAGCUUGAAGUCACCCGCGAGCAACUGGACUGGUGGCCGAGGCCGCUCACCAAGAUGCUCGGCGCGGCUCGCUCUUGGCUGCGUCACCCCAUAUCCAUUCGGGAGGCAGUGCUGUGGUCAGUCACACCGGCGCGGCACGGCUGCUAGUGCUAAGCCCGCGACACUACCUAUCACUUCAAAGAAUCAUUAAAACUUACGUAGUCUUUAUGCAAGUACCUAUAGUAUUUUAGAUAUGAAUCAUAUUGUAACAUUAUACCAAUGUAAUAUCUGUUUAUGUGUAUAAAUGACUCAGGAAAUCGGUACGCUGAAAGGUAGUUAAGACUAGUAGAAUUUAUUUUUCAAUUAUUUUGCGGGCGGUUGUACUUCUGGGUGCAUAGGAAAAGGAAAAUGAUUCGACUUUUAUGUAUGAGAUUUUAACGAGAUCUACAUAAGUUAGUAGAUGUUAUUGAUAUUUUUAUAAGUUUUAUCUAUCAAGUUUGGUAAGUAUGUUACAUUUGUUAAAGUUAUAAUCAGUAGAUUUUUAGGUUUUAUGUUUUUCGGGUAUUUUGCGAAACUUAUGUACUAGG
Messenger RNA from Pararge aegeria (speckled wood butterfly), 1652 nucleotides. RefSeq lists its product as uncharacterized. The transcript is spliced from 10 exons. The coding region runs from base 1 to 1233 and encodes 410 amino acids. NCBI's taxonomy places the organism in Eukaryota, Metazoa, Arthropoda, Insecta, Lepidoptera, Nymphalidae. The record is from RefSeq and is a predicted model, not a curated record.